Cryptomeria japonica (Japanese cedar) is the source of this 1838-nucleotide messenger RNA. RefSeq names its product hexose carrier protein HEX6. NCBI's taxonomy places the organism in Eukaryota, Viridiplantae, Streptophyta, Pinopsida, Cupressales, Cupressaceae. Bases 157 to 1710 code for a protein of 517 amino acids. Gene Ontology annotation, biological process: monosaccharide transmembrane transport. Gene Ontology annotation, cellular component: membrane. Gene Ontology annotation, molecular function: monosaccharide transmembrane transporter activity. The record is from RefSeq and is a predicted model, not a curated record. The transcript is spliced from 4 exons.
GACUGUAGAGAUUACCUCAAUCAUUGAAACUCCCAGCUAUUUGCCUUUGUUUUCUAUGUGAGCAUAGAGUCUAUAUAUACAAGAAUCCAGAGGGCGUUUUGAGACUAUGAGCUGAAAGCCAAAGGCAUUCAGCGCUGAGCAUUUUGAAGCAAAAGCAUGGAGGAAGGGAGAAGCAGCCCUGGCGUUAAGAAGGAAUACAAAGGGCGAACGACUCCUUUUGUAGUGGGGGUGUGCAUCGUAGCGGCAACAGGGGGGCUUGUCUUCGGCUAUGACAAUGGAAUCUCAGGAGGAGUGACGUCCAUGGAUCCCUUCCUCAUAAAAUUCUUCCCUGCUACUUACAAAAAGAUGCACCAAAAAGAGGCCCACACUAACGCUUACUGCAAAUUCGACAGCCAGAUUUUGACCACCUUCACGUCAUCGCUGUAUAUAGCAGGAUUAUUUGCUUGCAUGGUGGCCUCCUCUGUUACGAGGACCUAUGGACGAAAGCCCUCCAUAUUGGUGGGCGGUCUGAGCGUUUUGGUAGGCGCUGUUCUCAAUGGUGCUGCUCUUAAUGUGGGUAUGUUGAUAUUGGGGCGAAUCAUGCUGGGCAUUGGCAUUGGUUUUGCCGAUCAAGCAGUUCCUCUGUAUCUGUCAGAGAUGGCACCGAAGCAAAUGAGAGGGGCACUGAAUUCAGGGUUCCAAAUGUUCGUUGCCAUUGGUGUCCUGUCUGCCAAUAUUACAAACUAUGGAACUGCUAAAAUCCACAAUUGGGGAUGGCGUCUCUCUCUUGGUCUAGCGGUCAUCCCCGCUAUAAUACUGAGCUUGGGAAGUUUAUGGCUUCCAGAGACACCCAACAGUUUGAUGGAAAGAGAAGGCCCUGAAAAGGCCAGAUCUAUGUUGCAGAGGAUUCGCGGCACUGUUGAUGUUGAGGAGGAGCUGAGUGACAUGAUGGAAGCAAAGAAAAUAUCAGAAACGGUGAAGCAUCCCUUGCGGAAUAUGAUGCAGAGAAAAUACAGGCCACAGCUUGCGAUGGCAGUGGUGAUUCCCCUGUUCCAACAACUGACAGGCAUCAAUGCCAUUGCUUUCUAUCUUCCGGUGUUGUUUCGCACAAUUGGGUUCGAGACCAAUGCGUCUCUCAUGUCUGCUGUUAUCACAGGAGUGAUUGGCACGACGGCUACGGUGCUCGGCAUGUUUGCUGUCGACAGAUAUGGACGUCGAUUCCUGUUUCUGCAAGGGGGAGUACAGAUGCUUGUUGCCCAGGUAAUAAUUGCUACUAUUUUGGGCAUUAAAUUUGAUUCUUCAGGCGAUGGAAGCAUGCCAAAAGUAUAUGCAUAUUUAUUAUUAGUGAUGGUUUGUAUAUAUGUCGUAGGAUUUGCAUGGUCAUGGGGUCCAUUAGGAUGGUUAGUACCAAGUGAGAUAUUUUCAUUAGAGGUGAGGUCAAUUGGGCAAAGUAUUGCAGUUACAGUGAAUCUAUUGUUAAUAUUUAUUGUUGCACAAGGAUUUCUUGCCAUGCUUUGCCACUUCAAGUUUGGAAUUUUUCUUUUCUUUGCGGGAUGGGUAUUUCUCAUGACCUUAUUUGUAUAUUUCUUUCUCCCUGAAACCAAAAACAUAGGCAUAGAAGAGAUGAAUAGUGUGUGGAGAGAGCAUUGGUAUUGGAAGAGAUUUAUCAAUGAGGAAUCGCCUAUACCAAUAAAAAUUGAGGGAUCAAGAAAAAUAGAAAAUACUCAAUAGAAUUGAGUACAUGGUUUGUAUUCUUCAAAUAUUACUUUCAAAUUGUUUAGACUAUUGUAAUCCUUAAUAAUUUUAAGACUUGUAUCUAUAAUUUCAAUUUUGAAUUAUACAUUUUGUUAGUUUUUUCA